AUGUCGAGGCCUUCCGUGCGCCCCAAGCGUGCGGGCGAGGACUUUACGCGCACUCUCCACGGCGCAGCUGGUGAAGACGGCGACGGUCCAUCGUCCUCCAAAAAGCCCCGAUUUGACCUGCGAAACCCAACUGAACUAGCUCCCGAUGCCCUGGAGGAGGAUGAUAUCCUGGACGCCGACGAGAUCGGUCGCGGGCGACGCGUACGGCGUAACGCAGUCAACAUUGAUGGGUACGAAUCCGACAGUGAAAAUGAAGCCUUUGAGGCGCGAGCGGAAGCCAGGGCAAAGGCCAACCAGCAGCAAAAAAAUCAAGAAGAGCAAGAUGACGACAUGUUCGCAGAGCUAAAGGAGGACUUUGAAGAGGCCGAUGCGGACGAGUCGCGGAAGAAAAAGAAGAGUGUUCGUUUCUUGCGGGACGAGGAGAUCGAGGGCCAAGUCGAGUCCUCACGGGGUGGACACAAACUCCGCGCAGACCUGAGCCGACCAGACGUGGUGGAAGAUAAUGACAAGGAGAGCGAUAGUGAAAGCGAUGUCCCCGACGAGGAGCGCGCACGGCUAGACGAAGGCAUGGACGAGGAGUUGGGUGCUGGCUCAAAGAAGAAGAACGCGCCGCUCUUGGAUGCCUUCAACAUGCGUGCAGAGCAGGAGGAAGGCCGCUUCGAUGAAGAGGGGAAUUACAUACGCAAAGCGGCUGAUCCAGACGCGAUCCACGAUACCUGGUUGGAAGGAGUCUCGAAGAAAGACAUCAAGCGGGCUAGAGAAGCAGCCGCAAGGAGAGAUGCCGAACGACGAGAAAAGGACCGAGAAACCGACAGCAUCCUGACCUCGGAUCUACUGAGGACCCUGAUCACCCACCUUGAGCGGGGAGAAACGGUCCUGGAAGCGCUGGCCAGACUGGGGAAGGGACUUAAAAAGAAACCCAAAUGGCAGACCAAGCAGAGGAACAAGCCCAAAUCGAAAAUGAACGGCACCAAUGGGGCGGCCGAAGAUGUCGAGAUGACCGAGGACAACCCCGAAGAAGCUGCCCGCAAGAAAGCUAUCGACGAGAUCACCGGCGCUGCCGACCUUCUCCUCACCCGGGGCCAGUCAGACAUCUACGAGGUCGAGAGGGAAACGCUGACCCGACAAUACCGUCGAGAGACCGGAGAGGAAUGGGUCGAUCCUCCACAACUCACCACCGGCAACGGGGAAGACAACGUUGGCGAUGGCACAGGGGCACCAGGUCCAACAAUGUGGGAAUUCCGCUGGUCAGAUGCCCGCGACGGCGGCCAAACGCACGGUCCCUACGACAGCGCGAUGAUGCAGUCGUGGCGCGACGCUGGAUACUUUGGCGAAGGCGUCGAAUUUCGGAGAGCGGGCGAUCCCACCAGUGAAUGGACUCGUGUCGCCACUUUCACAUAG
This is a messenger RNA of Rasamsonia emersonii CBS 393.64, 1401 nucleotides long. RefSeq lists its product as uncharacterized. Gene Ontology annotation, cellular component: U5 snRNP. Gene Ontology annotation, molecular function: protein binding. Lineage: Eukaryota; Fungi; Ascomycota; Eurotiomycetes; Eurotiales; Trichocomaceae. The record is from RefSeq and is a predicted model, not a curated record. The coding region runs from base 1 to 1401 and encodes 466 amino acids. The transcript has a single exon.